This is a messenger RNA of Cyclocybe aegerita, 1539 nucleotides long. NCBI's taxonomy places the organism in Eukaryota, Fungi, Basidiomycota, Agaricomycetes, Agaricales, Hemipholiotaceae. The record is from the annotation of a GenBank genome assembly.
AUGCACAGGCGCAUGCAGAUGGGAGAGAUCGGAGGUGGGGGUGGUGCCAUUGAAACAUGGGAGGGCCCAGCCACCUGCGAUGUCGAUGAGCUUGGGAAAGCGAAGCAACUUUGUCGCGCGAGGACAGGCGGCCGGCUCCAUGUUGCCGCAUUCGCUGUGAUGAAGGGUCGCUGCCCCAUUUCUGUGCGAGAGAGUCCUGGUCACCCGUGGAUAAUUUUAUCAGGCUGGGGAUGUAUUCCUAGCAGAGACUAUGUGUUCGGUGCGCUUUUACGUGGGUGCGUGGAUGGGUGCGCUGUGUUCCCCCUGGGCGUGCGUGGUGCGUCCAAGCGUCGAUGGCGAAUUUGGGUCCGCGGAGGGAGAUUUGGAAGGGGCGAUCUUACGUGCUCGAUAAGAUGUGCGGGGGCAAAGUAUAAAUCUCUCCGCUCGUAUUGUUUGCGCUUUUGUGCCCCGCCCGUGCAAUUGUUCUGCCCCGUGCGCCAGAGGACAAAGAAAACUAUCCGCAUCCACGCAGCGACACCAUUAUCCUCCCUUUCCUCCUCUCUCCUCAUUGUCCCUCCUUACGACCACGCGCCACCGCUCAUUCACAACCACAUCAUGCCCGCCCUACGCACUCGCGAUACCCAGUCCCGAACACUAGAAGUGUCGACGGAUGCACCAGCCGCCCCCUCCCUCCACAUCGUAUCGCCGACGCCACGCGCCUUCACCUUCUCUACUCCCCACAACCUCACCGACAGUCCUUACGCCUCGCCCUCGUCUUCUCCUUUCGAACCCGACCUUCGUUCGUUCCCUCAGCCAUGUACAUUAUCAUCUUCCUCAUCCUCGAUGAUCGCCACGCCCCCACCGCAUUCCUACGCCGUCCUGCGCGCCGACUCACCCUUCGCUCGCGCACCAUCACCGCCAACCCCCGCGCACAACCACAAGCGCCGAAAAUCAUCAUGCAGUAGUGACGUCGUCGAACGCAGGCCGAAGAAAGGCGACGAGGACUACAUCAAGCGCCCCGAGAACGCGUUCAUCCUCUUCCGCCGCAAGUGCUGCGAGGACCGCCAGCAGGCCCAGGAGGAGGCCGCCAACGCCGACGGAGGUGCGGGCGCAGGACCCACCAAGAAGCAGCGCCAGGCCGAUCUCUCCAAGACGAUCAGCCAGCAGUGGAAGAGCCUUUCCCCCGAGGAGCGCCAGUUCUGGGAGCAGCUCGCCAAGGACAAGAAGAAGGAGCACGAGUCCAAGUAUCCCAACUACGUCUAUCGCCCCCAGCGCGCGAAGGACAAGGACGGCAAGACGAAGAGCAACAGCAAGAAGGCGUCGUCGGCUUCCUCGACUGCAGCGGCUGCAUCGGCGGCGGCGGCGCAAGCGCAGGCGGAAGCGGCGUCCAAGGCGAUGGGGUACGACGAGUCCGAGAGCGUCUCGUUGUCGUCCCCGUCUCGCGCCCGCACGGCCGUUCCGCGUCUGCGCCAACCCCGCCUCCGUAUCAGUCCAUCCAGAUCCCCAACGUCUACCAUCUCACGCCAUCCUGUCCGACCUCGCCCUCGCUCCUGCCCAUGA